Molecule: messenger RNA, 1962 nt
Organism: Lodderomyces pseudojiufengensis
Lineage: Eukaryota; Fungi; Ascomycota; Pichiomycetes; Serinales; Debaryomycetaceae
Product: phosphoprotein phosphatase
Exons: 1
Coding region: 1-1962 (653 amino acids)
Cellular component (GO): cytoplasm
Molecular function (GO): phosphoprotein phosphatase activity
Source: RefSeq, a predicted model, not a curated record
AUGCUACCUAGACGAAUAUUCAGAGUUGUUUUAUAUGCAAUAGCCUUUCUAUCAUUAGCCUAUAUUUUGUUGUUAUUUGCAAAUAAACAUCAAAUUAUAGAGAUAAAUAAAUUUAUACCUUAUGGAAUAUUUUCAUCAACUGCUCCUUCGUUUUUUCAACCACCAUCAGAUCUGUUUAUUUUAGAUAUUUCGAUAAAUCAAUGCUACUUUUAUAAUUAUAAUAAUCCAAAUUGUGGUAAACCUGAACCGUCACAAGGUAAUUUUGGUGAUAUAAGUCCAUACGAAGGCGGUUGGGUUAGAUUAAAGAAAGAUUUAUGUCUUGGUAAAUGCUGGACCCAUAAGGAAUUCUUUGCAGUUAAAAAAAUUAAUCAUGAUAAAUAUCAAAAACUAAUUGAAGAUGAAAACUUGAAAGAUGAAGUGAUAGUAGACAUUGCUAUCGCUAAUCUGGAAAUAGACUCCAGUAUCAAAGGAAAUGAAAAAUUGAAACUACCACGCUACAUAAUUGAAACUUAUCAUAAUCUGCAACAAUUUGAUGACUCGGUUCAUGCUAAUUUGGUCGAUCAAAAUAAAAACGAUAAAAUCAAUGUCAAUGACAAGAGACUCAAAGUAACGGAUAGAGACAAUUUGGAUAGGAUGUUAUACGUACCGACAAUAAACGAAUUAGAGAAGAUAGGCUGGACGUAUAAAUCACAUGGAAUUUGGGUAAAAUAUGGCGAGCAUGAUUCAAAAACAGCAAUAAAUGCAAUCGACUUUUUGUUUGGUCCAGAAGCUGUUGAACCACGACCAAAUUGGAAUCUUAUCAAAAACCCAAUAAAGGAUAUAUCUAGUCCAUUUGGUUUAAAUGCAUUUAUUACAUACCGUAGAGGACCCAAGUUAGACUAUAAAAAAGAAUACGGUACUGCGUUGAAAAUGAAUGCGAACGAUGAAUUUAAAAUCUUGCAAGUUGCAGAUCUACAUUUCUCAACUGAUUAUGGAAAAUGCCUAAAUCCCGAACCACCAAAGUCUGCAAUUAAUUGUAAAGCAGAUUCUAGAACUUUGAAAUUUAUAAAUAAGGUUUUGGAUAUUGAAAAACCAGAUUUGGUCGUGUUAACAGGUGACCAAAUAUUUGGGCAGACUUCGCCUGAUUCUGAGACAGCCGCUUUCAAAGCUUUAGCACCAUUUAUUGAAAGAAAAAUCCCAUUCGCAAUAGUCUUGGGUAAUCAUGAUGCUGAAGGUUCAUUAGACGCUCAAGAAUUAAUGGGAUUGUAUACCGAUUUACCUCACAGUGUAUCAGCAGUUGGACCAGUUGAUAUCGAUGGAUUCGGUAAUUAUAUGGUAACUGUUGAAGGUAAAACAUCUUCAUCUGUGGCAUUAUCAUUUUAUUUUGUAGACUCUCAUGCGUAUAGUCCAAAUCAAAAAGUUCAUCCAGGUUAUGAUUGGAUAAAGGAAAAUCAAUUAAUGUAUAUGAGAGAAGAAGCUGCUUCAAUCCAAGAUGAUAUUAAAGCAUUUGAGAAAGAAACUUUUACGGAUCCUGACACAGGUAUGAGUAGAACAAAGACUCAUCUAGCAAUGGCUUUCUUCCAUAUUCCAAUACCAGAAUUCAAAAAUGUCAACAAACAAACAUUUGUAGGUGAACAUAGAGAAGGGGUUACCUCACCAGGUUAUAAUUCAGGAGCAAGGGAUGUAUUUCAAGAAAUCGGUGUUAAAGCAAUAAGUAUAGGUCAUGAUCAUUGUAAUGAUUAUUGUUUAUUAGAUGAAAAUCAUACAACUAACGAUGAUGAGAAUAAGAUUUGGUUAUGUUAUGGAGGUGGAGUAGGAUUGGGUGGUUACGGUGGUUAUGGUGGUUAUAUUAGAAGGUUAAGAAUUUUUAAUUUGAAUACGGCAAAGGGAGAAAUCAAAACUUGGAAAAGAACUGAAGAUGCACCAGAUCAGAAGAUUGAUGAACAAGUUAUUGUUACUAGCGGGAAAUUGGUUAAUUGGUAG